GUUGAUAUGAGAAAUUUUAAAUUCACAGGGAAAUAUAUAUCCAAAACAAAAAAAGUUAAACAUCAUAGUGACGAAACAUUCUAAAUGGUUACUAUGUGUAAUUGCCUCCACUCACCCAACUGCGUCACAAGACAAGACCUCACAUGGAAUCCUCAAGGCCAAAGGAAAAGAGAAAGACCAAAGAACACAUUAUGCCGAGAAAUGGAAAUAGACAUGAGAAAAAUUAACAAGAAUUGGAUGGAACUAGAAAAGAAGGCCGAGGACAGAGUGGGUUGGAGAAUGCUGGUUGGCGGCCUAUGCUCUAUUAGGAGUAACAGGCGCUUGGGACCAGCACUAGCCUCAGAAGGGCUUCAGGCGGAAUCCUCAAGGUCAAAGGAAAAGAAGAAGACCAAAGAACACAUUACUCCAACAAUUGGAGACAGACAUAAGAACACUGAGCAACAAUUGGAUAAAACUAGAAACGAAGGCCCAGGACAGAGUGGGUUAGAGAAUGUUGGUCGGCGGCCUAUUCUCCAUUCGAGGUAACAGGCGUAAAUUUCAUGAAAAAAAGUGCAGCUUAAAGCACAUUACAGAAACUUUGCAUUUAUUAAACGAAUUACACAAUGUUAACUCAAGUUAAAAUACAUAUUUACUCUGGAGUUGUUAAAUGUCUUCAAUGAGAAUGUGUAAUCAUCCCUAAGAUUCCAUCGAUCAUAUCGUAUAAUUGUAAGCAUGUAUAUAUAUAUGAGUCGGUGUUCAUAUCCUCUGUGAAUACAAAAAUGUUUGUAAAUAUUCACAAGCGAUUGAUUUUUACAAGAUCUUUCAUGAACAUUUGCCUUCAUAUGUUACAUCCCGAUGAGAAUAAUGAUUGGCAACUUUUGGGAUCCAUUUAUGGACCAAUACUAUGAGUAUAUUUUUAUCGUAUAAUUGUUAAAUGAACUAAACUAUUCAUAUUCAUAUCCCUCUUAUUAUGAGUAUUGUUUUGACCUAUGAACUAUUAUUAUACGAUUUACCAUUCAUGAAUUAUUCCCUAUCUGUUAAUCACUACCUCUCUCAUUCACAGCCACUUUUGGCCAAAUAUUGUACAAAUGUUAUUUUCUGUUUUAUGGUACGUUGUGGUCGGUUUGAUUGGUAUAUAAACCCCGUAUGUUUGAGAUAAAUGAUUCAUAUUGCAGAGGCUGAGAUUGGUGU
Schistosoma curassoni is the source of this 1170-nucleotide messenger RNA. NCBI's taxonomy places the organism in Eukaryota, Metazoa, Platyhelminthes, Trematoda, Strigeidida, Schistosomatidae. The record is from the annotation of a GenBank genome assembly.